CGAUUCUUUGAAAAUAACCAUCACUAACGCACAACAAGUAAACAAGCUUAAAUACACAUUUACAUCAAAACCGGCCGAGUCGCUCUUGACGGAUUAGGCGGAGUUUGUCGGAAUAUGACGUAAAAAAACAACUACACCAGAAUUUAAAUAUACAGGAAGUGACGUAAGACGCGGCGCCGCAUUUAAACUUGUUUUCAAGCCGGAAGCGUGACAACAGCAGACCGUUUGUGUUAUUGGGCGAUGUUGUGCUUUAAUUUACUACAAAUCUGAACUAAACUCCACACUCGGAAGUCAGGGAACAAUAAAGCAAUGGCAAAUAAAGCAGCCAAGGAAUCUUUUGCAAAUAAACUGGGAUUUAAAAGCAGUGGCUCCAAAGCUGUAGAAGCCGAGCUUGAAAAACUUAAGAAGGAAAAUGGACAGUUGAAGAAGUCUUUGGAUGAAAUGAGACGAAAUGGAAGGAAUCAUCCCACACGUCAGGAUUCGGAUAAAUCCAAGCUGUUGGAGAGAAUUUUGUCCCUGGAGACGCUGAGGGAGAGGAACACACAGCAGCUGCUGGCUAAGGAGAAGGAGAUCUCAGUGCUGAGGCAGCAGCUCCAGGCUGAAUGUGGAGAGGUGGUGGCGUCGCUGCAGAACCAACUGGAUCAGAAAAGGCAGGAGUUAGAACAGAGAGAGAAACUCUUUCAAAACCUUUCACUGGAGACUGAGGACCUGAAAAACAAGUUGCUGGUCGUCACUGAGAAGUUUCAAUCGCUCGAAAAACGCGGUACUGACACGCAGGUUCCUUCAGGUGAGCUCGUCGUGGUCCAGGAGCAACUGCGAGAUGCUCUGGAAAAAAAUCAGCACUGGCUUGUUUAUGACCAGCAAAGAGAGGCCUAUGUUCAGGGGAUUUUGGCCCGAACCGCAGAGCUCGAGCAGCAGUUAAACCAAGCCAAGCAACACCAACAGACAGAGGCUUGUUCAGAAGGUCAGUCAUCUGCCUCCAAUCAGCUGCAGGAGAUCCAGAAGGAGAUGGAGGAGGAACGAAAGACCACGAGCCGCCUACGGUCCGAGCUCCAGGAGCUUAAGGACAGGUACGAAGAGAAGAGCCGCGAGGUGGCGCGAGGCCAGGACGAGCUGCAAGAGGAGCGCCGGAGCGGCCGACAGACUCUAGCGGAGGAAAGGAAGCUGAACGUGGAACGUGUAGCCAGACUGCAAGGCGAGUUAGAGGCGGCUGACGUGAGGCUCGCCGAGGAACGGAAGAGAGCGGCCGAGCUGUUACUGCAGGUGAACUUUCUUCAGAAAUCAAUACUGACUCAGCACGAAGAUCAGAAAAAGAUGGCACUUUUAGAGCAGCAGAUCCAGAUGUCCUCCUCCAGAGACUUCGAGAAGGAGAAACUGGAACGUCAAAGUCUACAGCACCAGCUUCACAAAGUGCUAAAGGAGCUACGCAAAGCUAGAGACCAAAUCACACACUUGGAGACGAAGCAGCAGCGAGAGACUCGGUUCUCUGAGCCGAGCUCGUACGCCAGGCCGGAUGUGGAUAAGCUGACCAUUCGGGACUGCAUACUCAACCCCACGUCUCCAUUAAAAAGCUCCAACGCAUUGGACGAGAGCUUUCUGGAGUGUCCCAGCUGCAGGGCUUCAUAUCCUACAAGCCAGCACAGAGAGCUCCUCGCACAUAUCGACUACUGCUUUCGUUAAAAAAACAACAACCUAAUAAUAAAAAAAUAACGAUAGGAAUGUCAUGAUUAAGUAAUAUCAUGCUUUAUUUUUUAAAUGAAUUUUCCCUAUAUUAUAAUCUUUUAUUUUUGUAUUCCAAUGAAAUGUAUUUUUCGGGUUAGCUGACGGCGUGUGCGUGUCACAGGGAUUCGCUUUCCCUUGUUUUGGCUCAUAUUUAAGGUAGAUCUUCUCUAAAUUUAAGUUACUACUUAUGGGGUUAUUCAAUAAUGCACCUUUUUUAUAAAUAUGUUAAAAUGACAUUGUCUUUUUACCUUUUAAGUAAAUUAUUUCGUAAAGCUUU
Molecule: messenger RNA, 1999 nt
Organism: Tachysurus fulvidraco (yellow catfish)
Lineage: Eukaryota; Metazoa; Chordata; Actinopteri; Siluriformes; Bagridae
Gene: cep55l
Product: centrosomal protein 55 like
Exons: 9
Coding region: 310-1680 (456 amino acids)
Biological process (GO): mitotic cytokinesis; regulation of phosphatidylinositol 3-kinase/protein kinase B signal transduction
Source: RefSeq, a predicted model, not a curated record